UUCACGUUUCUUAACCUUAUGAUUUUGCCCACAGCAGUGAAAAACUCUCCUGAUAGACUAUUGGGUCCCGCUUUCAGGGAGCAACAUUAAUAGCGCUUUUUAAAAAUCUUGUUUUGAACCAACCUCUGAAGUUCCGUGACUUCCGGGUUCACCAAAGGUCAACAUUCCCAUCAUUCGUCAGAACCAAGAUGGCCGCGCCCAUGGACGUUUUUCGCGACAGCGUGAAGAGCUUGCUGGACGGAUGGACAGUUCUACAGCUUGCAGUACAACAUGGGUUUGGUGGAGUACACAGCACAGCCAAGGCACAGUGGAUGGUGGAGGCUGUCACUCAGUGGUUCCAGGAGAAUGCUGAUAUAGAGCCCGGUGAGCUGGAAGAUUUUCUGGCAGAAAUCUUGAAUAAUGAGUUUGACACAGUAGCAGAUGAUGGCAGUCUUUCUCAAAUAGCCCAGCAGAUCUGUGGUUCCUACAGGCUGUGUCGGCAGGGGAGACAGCAGGAGGUGCUGUCCCGGAUACAGCAGCUGCCCAAGGCACAGCUGUCUGGCUGUGUGGCAGCUACAGGGCCAGAGCAGGAUGAUGAUGAUGAUGACGAUGAUGAAGAAGAUGGAAAGGAAGAAGAUAAGGAUGAGGACAUGGAGGUGACUCCAUCUAGUUCUGUAGAGAAUGGACCUCAACAUCAAAAAGCUCAAAGUCAGCAAGCAGACAAUAAAUCAGCACAAGAUAUGGAAUCACAAAGUCAAGAGGACAUUGACGAUGGCUGGACUGUGGUUACCAAGAAGAAAAAACGCUGACAUUGAAGACAAAUCACUCUAUAA
Branchiostoma belcheri (Belcher's lancelet) is the source of this 812-nucleotide messenger RNA. Its product is annotated as pre-rRNA-processing protein TSR2 homolog. The transcript has 6 exons. NCBI's taxonomy places the organism in Eukaryota, Metazoa, Chordata, Leptocardii, Amphioxiformes, Branchiostomatidae. Bases 189 to 788 code for a protein of 199 amino acids. Gene Ontology annotation, cellular component: nucleus. Gene Ontology annotation, biological process: maturation of SSU-rRNA from tricistronic rRNA transcript (SSU-rRNA, 5.8S rRNA, LSU-rRNA). The record is from RefSeq and is a predicted model, not a curated record.